This is a messenger RNA of Oncorhynchus gorbuscha (pink salmon), 3088 nucleotides long. Its product is annotated as neuronal tyrosine-phosphorylated phosphoinositide-3-kinase adapter 2-like. Gene Ontology annotation, biological process: neuron projection morphogenesis; phosphatidylinositol 3-kinase/protein kinase B signal transduction. The record is from RefSeq and is a predicted model, not a curated record. Lineage: Eukaryota; Metazoa; Chordata; Actinopteri; Salmoniformes; Salmonidae. Bases 1 to 849 code for a protein of 282 amino acids. The transcript is spliced from 4 exons.
AUGGGUCGCUCGAUCACACCGCUCAGCCUCAAGCGCCCACCACCUUAUGACGCCCUGAAGAUAGGUGGCAGCAUGCCCCGAUCCACCUCCUCCGUUGCGCAUGCCGCCAAGAGCUCAGUUGGUCAGGAAGGGGGAGGCAAACUGAGUAACUCUUCUUCGGCCCACAGCUCCAUGCAGAAUAUGUCGCGUUCCCGCACCCCUACAAGCCCUCUCGAUGAACUCACCAACCUGUUUACUGGUGGCCGGAAUAUGCUAAAGAAGGGAUCGGGAGGGAGGAAGGUCAAGGAGUCCGCUGAAUGUGAGGCCAAGACCAGGAGCCACAGUACAGAACCUCUAUCUAGGCACGAGAGCAAAGCUCACCACGGAGGCAGCCAGGAGUCUCCCAAAUCCCAGGACUGGGAUGGGCCCUCCGGACAUUCACCCAACCCCACUGCCAUGCCCAGCCGCCUGGGACGCUCUUCUGUCAGCCCCACCAUGAUGCUGGGGAGUGGGGUCACAGAAUCCAAAGCGGUGUGUAAGCUGGGCCGGUCAGCCUCUACAUCGGGGGUUCCUUCCCCGUGCGGGACUCCCCAGCACCAGCCCUCCGAGCCCCAGCCAGGCUAUAGUCAGAUGAUCCCUCCCAUGCUGUGGGCUUGCGGAGACAACACCAUGAUGGAGAUGAUUGAGAAGAAGCGCAGCCUGUGUCAGGAGAUCAAGGCCCGCCGGGGGCCAGCAGACAACAACCUGUGUAAGCAGGACAGCAUGCCCAUCUUGCACAGCUGGAGGAAGAGCAGCAAUGGGACCAAGAAGUAUGGCGGCCCUCCCCCUUACUCCACACAGACCACCGUCUUCUGGGACACAGCUAUCUGACAGGAGUGAACCACCCUGUCCUGGGCCUUGUAACGGGCCUUGUUCAAAUGGAAGAACCAGGACUUGACCAGUAUGUCCAGGACUACCUAGACUUGACUAGUAAGAAACACAUUUUGUUUUCCGUUGCAAAACAUUUUAAAACGUUUCUGUUGCGUGCCCUAAUGAACACAACCCUGUCCUCAGACUCCUCCCCCUUCCUUUCACAAGCCAGAGAUGGGCAUUGAGCUGGUGACCAAUCAGAGCACAGGGAGACAAGAGUUCCCCCCCACCUCUCUGUUGUAGCAAUUCAAAUAUCUGGUAUAUCUCCCUGGUUUCGUAUUGCUAAUUUAUAUUUUAAAAAAGUGUACCUCAGUAAUUGUCUUAAUAUUGAAUAUGCUUAGUACAAUUAUAUAUUUUCUAAAGAUUAAAAAAUAAAAAAUAAUUUGGACAUUUUAGUCUACAGUUGUUAAAUGGUUUUUCAAACCUUGUCUUGGAUAUUUAUGUUGCAAGGACACUUGUCUGUGCGUUGGAGAAAAUAAUAUGUUGCCAAUACGUUGAGCCAAUUCAGUAAGAACACCAUGGUUUUUUAUACAAAAAAAUCUAAAGGAUAAAUGUUCUUAUAACGAUGAAAAAAGCACUAAUUUUAAAUUGAAUAUAUUUUGGCAUCUUGAAUUUAGAUGUUGUUGUAUUGGAAUGCUGUUGUGAACCAUUUGAAUGAUCCACAAUGUAGGUUUGGCUUGCUCCACUGCCCUAACAAUCACUAUGACCAUGUCCCGAUACUUAGGGCAAAUCUGCCAUAUCAUAUAGGGCCAGGACCAAAAGUAAUAUGGUAGCACCUCGGGGCAAAUCCUAUCAAAUCACUGGUCGGACAAAGAGACAAGGUAACAAUUUACUUGACAACCAGCGUCAUAACACGUUAUGACACGGUCUUAACAUGUCAUAUGUCAUAACAACUGAUGUAAUCUGUCAUAACCUGUCAUAAUAUAGUCAUAACACUAUCAUGACACAUGUUUUUUGUUGUGACAUUUAUUGCAUUAUUCUAUGGCUGGUUAUGACACCUACAUAAGUGUCAAACCCACAAAACCCACCACACAAGGCAAAACAUUCCAUUACACCAUAGCCUACUUGUCAACAGUAUAUUUAUGUUAUAUAACAUUUUCUGAAAUUGAACAUAUUAAAUUAUUAUUGUAAUUGCACACAAAUUAUUGUCAGACAUGCAGCUACCCCAAUGCUCUGUUGCUGAUGACUGGGAUGAAUGCAGGAGAAGAUUUCAGGAGCAGGAAAAGACAACUUCUUUAUGACUGAUUACUGUUUAUAUGAUUAUGAUGGUCAUAAUACCUCUUGACAGUGUCAUAAACUAUAUUUUCUUAAUCCAAGUAAAGUGACACAGGAAGGUCAUAAUGCUUCAUGACAGUGUCAAAAAGUGUAUUGUCUGCAAGUGAUUUAAAAUAUGAUGAAAAACAACAUGACUAUAAAUAAUGAAUUACGACAACAAAAAAAGCACUUAUUAAGAAACAAUCUUUCAAAUGAAAGGAACCUUCUUGGUAGGGAUUUUUGUUUUUAAAUAAAUGUGGGUUUUGAACGUCUUAUGUAUGUCAUAAAAUAAUGCAAUAUAUGUCACGUUUGUAAAUAUAUUGGUAAUGACAGUUUUAUGACAAGUUAUAUCAGCUAUUAUGGCAUAUUAUGACAUGGUCAUGACUGUGUCAUAAGGUAUUAUGAAGCUGCGUGUCAAGUAAAGUGUUACCGAGACAAGAAUAUAGGAGACAAGGAGAUAGGAGGGAAGGGUGCCAUUUAUUAAGAGUGUUGGGACAAGAUGGUUUGUACAGUACCCAACAUAAUCUUUUCACACGACUGAGUCCAGCCAAACUUCACUGCCCUGGCCUGCCCUGGUUACACAUCAACCAUAGUUGCUGGAACCGAGCUGUAAAGAACAAUGUGAAAACAAAAUGUUGACACUAGCAACUACGGUUCGGGUCUACACAAAAGUGUUUAAAAACUAUAAGAGAUUAUAAGAGAGUCAGUGACCCACAAUCACCGUGCCAGAGUGACUGACCGGGCAGUGGAAGACUCGGCCAUAGGGAUGGAGAUACUGUCAUGGUGUAUUUAAUAAAGGCAGUUAAGAUUAUCCACCUAUUCAGACAGGAACUAAGCUUGAAUUAAAAUUAUGUUAUGUCUUAUCUGAGUCUGGGGGUAUUUCUCUUGCCUCCAAAUGAAAACAAUUAUAGUGAGUUUGAACUUUCUAGUUCAAACACGUUUGAGU